AUGGACCGUCCUCCAAGAACGCCUGCGCCUUCUCGCUUCCUUAUUGGCAGGAAACAAUCUCAAGCCAAUGCAUCCUCGCAACGGUUACAAAACCAAGAGACACCAGAUCCAAACCAGGCACCACAAAAUGCAGCAAGCAGAGCACCAAAGUUCCAUGCAACUCCACGUUUUCAUGCCGGAGCUUCAUCGACGCCAAAACCGUCGUACCGGACCUCUGCGGGCUUAUCCUCUACGCCAUCCGCCAUAGCAAGCUCCAUCAGAAGCCGGACCAAUGUCCCAGAGAGACGAAGUCGAUCUACGCUGGAGUUCAUCGAUGACGAUCUGUUGCCUGUAGAUGGAGAAAGCUCACCCUUUGCUCGCUAUCCCGGCUCGGUGACACGGCCAGGGCAGGCGCCAGAGUAUCCAGAGCCGAUCGAGUUUGACUCCUCAUUCGUUUCGCAGUCGCCGAUCAAGGUCAAGGAAGAAGAUGCGGAUGAGUUGGACCGGGAACGGUCAUACAAGCGACGUCGUCUUUCACCGGUUAUUGACCUCGAUGUUGAAGAGGUGGAGGCUAGUAGCCCACCACUUCCCUACGAGGGUGAGUGCGAAGGUCAUGAAGUGGAGGAACUCAUUGAUGAUGCAGAGUCCGCGGUUGAUGAGGGUUCUUCACCGCCAAGGGCACUGGAACAUGACAAGGAUGUAAUCAUCUCCAGCCCGCUUGCUUCCAGUGACAGAGACUUCGAAAAGGUAGACGAGAGUGUUGCCGGCAGUCACUCAAGUGAACCUCUCUCCUCACUACCACCUCGAGGCAUUCGUUCACAUGAGUACCGCAGUGAGUCCGAGGAGGGUCUAGAGGGCGAAGACGAGGAUGAUGAUGCGGACGAGAAUCAGCGGAUGAACCCAGACUUAGGAGGAUUCCACGGGAGCGAUGAGGACCACACUCCCAGAGCAAAUCCACAAAAUGCCUCUGACGUGGAACCAAAUACAGACGCAGAAGAUCACGACCAUGAACACACAAGGCGAAACUCGUGGUCAACAUCCAUGAAGCCCAAGGGCCAAAAUCCCUUCCUCAGGGCACCUCGCUUCAAGCCCAAAUCACCCGGUCCCCCAGACCCUCCGCCAGACGUCUCUGUUCACCAUACCCUUCUUCCUGACAUCUUCUCGCCCCAGCGUCAUCGAGGCGCUCGCUAUGUGCCCGGUGGGCUAGCAUCUGAACUACGAGAAUGGUUACUGGAGGUCAAGGGAGGCUCCAGUACUGAACCGACUCCCGUGGCCGCUACUGCCCACCUUGCCGUCGAGACCGUAAAGAAGUGCGGACCUGGGAUUAGUAUGACACUUGUUACUGGUCGACCAAUGAUUGGUGGACCUAAUGGAACCAAAGUACCCAGGAGUUAUAGGGCUUUGCUAGCUGGUGAUGGGAGAAUGGAGGGGCUUAGUGGAAGUGGUGCUGGUGUUGAGAGCAAGCCGGAAGGAGAGGAGGAAGGUGCGGAUGAGCCGGGCAGGAAGCCGUUGGUACCCGGCGCUAUGGUAGCGAUCGCACCACCUGCUUGGGAUAUUGACUUGGGCGAGGAAGAAGAAGAUGACCAAGGUGAUAAGGGCAAGUGGGCGGUUGCGUAUCGGUGGGAUGUGCUUUGA
This is a messenger RNA of Neurospora tetrasperma FGSC 2508, 1614 nucleotides long. RefSeq lists its product as uncharacterized. The transcript has a single exon. NCBI's taxonomy places the organism in Eukaryota, Fungi, Ascomycota, Sordariomycetes, Sordariales, Sordariaceae. The record is from RefSeq and is a predicted model, not a curated record. The coding region runs from base 1 to 1614 and encodes 537 amino acids.